CCAAGCAAAACCCCCAAAAAUAUUGAGAAAAGGAAAAAUAAAAAGUUCUCCAACCAUGGCCUCCAUGAAUCCCUACGGCAAGCUUGACGAAGCUGAGCAAGAACGGCUCGUUGCACGUAGAAGGACACGGAGAAGAAUCACAAUCAUCGCCAUAUCGUCCAUCGUUCUUGUUGCCAUGAUAGUGGGAGCUGUGGUUGGAGCAUCUCAAACGAAAGCUAACAAAUCCCGGGCUGAUGAUGAGUCCCCUUCCUCCAACAUCAAAGCUAUUUGCAGCUCCACAUUAUAUCCCAAUUCGUGCUACAACAGCUUAGCUCCUAUAGUGAAGUCAGGCAGUGUCAAGCCUCAAGACCUGUACAAGCUAUCAGUACAAGUAGCAAUGAAUGAACUCUCCAAGGCCUCCAAGAAUUUCGAUGGUAUCAAAAAGCUUAACAUCACAGAUCAAAGAACACUUGCAGCCAUAGAAAGUUGCCAGGAACUGCUCAGUCUUGCACUGGACCAUCUCAACAGUUCGCUCUCCGUAGAGGACUUGAAAUUCUUGGAAGUGUUUGAUGAUCUGAGAACAUGGCUGAGUUCUGCAGGGACUUAUCAGCAGACCUGCAUUGAUGAACUUGAAUAUGCAUCAAUUGGAUUGAGCACUUUCAUGAAUGACAACUUCAAGAAUUCAACUGAGUACACUAGCAACAGUCUGGCAAUAGUUACCACAUUUGAGGAGUCUAUUAGUGCAUUGGGGGCCAUUGGGAGACGUCGUUUGAUGAGCGUUGGUGGGGUGCCGGAAUGGCUGCCGUAUAAGGAGAGAAAACUGCUGCAGACUCCAAGUUCAAGCAUAAAGGCUGAUGCAGUGGUGGCAAAGGAUGGAUCAGGAAAGUACAAGACAAUAGGGGCUGCUCUUAAGGAUGUUCCUGAUAAGAGUAAGAAGAGGUUUGUUAUCUAUGUGAAGAAAGGGGUUUAUGUUGAGAAUGUGAGGAUUGAGAAGUCAAAGUGGAAUGUGAUGAUGGUUGGUGAUGGCAAGAAUGCAACUAUUGUUUCAGGAAGCCUUAAUGUUGUUGAUGGAACUCCCACUUUCCAAUCUGCAACAUUUGCCGUCUUUGGCCAAGGAUUCAUCGCUCGGGAUAUAGGAUUCCGCAACACAGCUGGUCCAACCAAGCACCAGGCAGUCGCCCUACUAUCGACCGCUGAUCUCUCAGUCUUCUACCGAUGCACCAUGGAUGCAUUCCAAGACACCCUCUAUGUCCACUCCAACCGCCAGUUCUACCGCGAGUGUGACAUCUACGGCACAGUGGACUUCAUUUUUGGAAAUUCAGCAGUUGUCAUUCAAAACUCCAACAUCCUACCCAAGCUGCCCAUGUUGGGCCAACAAAACACCAUCACGGCCCAGGGCAAGUUCGACCCGAACCAAAAGACCGGGAUCUCGAUUCAAAACUGCACCAUUUGGGCCUCAACUAACCUCACCGGAGUGAGCACAUUCUUGGGCCGGCCCUGGAAGAAUUACUCCACCACUGUUUACAUCCAAAAUGUGAUGGGCAGUCUGAUUGACCCAAAGGGCUGGCUCCCAUGGGUCGGCACAUCGGCCCCAAGCACUAUCUUCUAUGCUGAGUAUCAGAACAUGGGCCCUGGUGCAGUGACAAAAAAUCGGGUCAAUUGGAGUGGGCUGAAGCUGAAUAUUUCGUCAUCCCAAGCUAAAAAGUUCACAGUUGGCCCAUUUAUUAAAGGGGAUAAAUGGAUCCCUGCAACGGGUGUUAAUUACAAAUUGGGCCUAUAACUUGGACUUUUGAAUUUUCUAUUUUUUGGUUCCAUUGUUUGGUUUUUAAUCUUCUGUAUUUUCUUGUGUUUGAACUUUUUUUUCUGUUUUUUUUUCCACUCAUUCAUUAUUUGUAAUGGUAUCAAUUCAUUUGUAUCCGGAAGAUCAUUCAAUAAUACGUCGUAUGCUAAGGA
This is a messenger RNA of Sesamum indicum (sesame), 1932 nucleotides long. RefSeq names its product putative pectinesterase/pectinesterase inhibitor 46. Gene Ontology annotation, molecular function: enzyme inhibitor activity; pectinesterase activity. Gene Ontology annotation, biological process: cell wall modification. Lineage: Eukaryota; Viridiplantae; Streptophyta; Magnoliopsida; Lamiales; Pedaliaceae. The record is from RefSeq and is a predicted model, not a curated record.